This is a messenger RNA of Cetraspora pellucida, 324 nucleotides long. NCBI's taxonomy places the organism in Eukaryota, Fungi, Glomeromycota, Glomeromycetes, Diversisporales, Gigasporaceae. The record is from the annotation of a GenBank genome assembly.
AUGAAGAAACUUGAAACAAUGAACACAGAAGAUGAAAACAUUAUAAUGCAAAAUAAAACAACAUUAGACACAGAGAUAUCAACAAGCAACAAUGAACAAGAAAGUCAAUUAAAACAUCAAAUGGAAUCAACUAAGGACAAGCCAAAUAUGGAACAUGAAAAUGUACUAGUGGACUUACUUGCAAAUAAAGAGAAUGAACAAGAUUUUACAAUAGUUUUCAGAAAAAAGCAUAGAAAUAAAAGCAGAAUCACAAUCCCAAAAGUAGGAAGAACUACAGUCCUAGGAACAUCAGCUCCCUAUACAAAAGCCAGAGGACUGCAAUAG